Molecule: messenger RNA, 9270 nt
Organism: Bubalus bubalis (water buffalo)
Lineage: Eukaryota; Metazoa; Chordata; Mammalia; Artiodactyla; Bovidae
Product: WD repeat-containing protein 87
Exons: 10
Coding region: 1-9270 (3089 amino acids)
Molecular function (GO): protein binding
Source: RefSeq, a predicted model, not a curated record
AUGUUAGUAAAAAUUUACCAACUUGGAGAAUGUAUAUUGAGGGGCAUUGAGGUAUCUGAGCCACUUAAUGAGCCACUGAGCUCAUUAAGGUAUCUGAUAUAUGUGAGAGAAGACUUUGUUCAGUCUGAGGAACCUAAAGGGAAAAAAGAAGAAACUGAAGUGGCAGAACCUAGGAUUACGCACCCAGAGCUCCAAGUCUUAAAUUACCAGAGAAAGCUUGAGGGAGUCUCUGAGACUGUGGGAACCAAACCUCAUUUCUCUUCAUAUCAGCUUGAUGUAGCAGCCCAUCCCCUCUUUCCUGGAGAUAAUGUGUCAGAGAAUUAUUUUGAAAGCUUGAUGAUACCCAUUCAGUUAUCUCCUGAAUAUGGAGCUCAGGUCACUCCUCUCUCUCAGGUUGGUGAAAAAACAGAGGGUGCUGUGAAUAUGCUGAGUGACUGGGCUGAGAUUCUAUGCCAAGAGUCUCACCAUCCUGAGAGCAAACCUUUCAUCUGCUUCUACUCCACUGAUGACAACUAUUUUGUCUCCUUAAACUGGGUGGAACUGUAUUCAAAACAAAUGCAGGCAGUACUCUGGGUACAGAAGAAAGCUGCAGAAAUGGAAGGAGUGAUAAAAAAGAUGAAGUUCCGUGUGAUGGCUCAAGUGCCACCCAUCCAAGCGAUGGUCCACAUAGCUCCCUAUCACAUGUUAAUUGCUUACUGUGAUGACAUGUGCCUGUGGCUCUUUGGGGAUCACCAUCAAGGGUUCAUAUCUCUGAGUAUGGUCCCCUGUCGUUUCUCCAUCAGCUGCCUCAGCUAUGACUCAGAAACUGAGAUGCUUCUCUCUGGCACCCUGGGCGCUGUGGUCACCUGGUUUAUCUUGCCAAACGGCAGGGGCCUGCAAAUGGCCCAAACUGUGCCUGUGCCUGGUGGUGAGCUUGUUCAGGGCUUUUCCCUGAAUGGCCCCCCGGGCUCCCUGCUGGCUCAUUGUGAGAAUAAGGUGAGAGUCUUCACCCACCGAGGUCAGGGCCAGCUAGAAGAGGUGAAGAAGUUCACUCCCAUCAACAGUGGCUCCACCAUCACCUGCUCCUUCACUUGUUUAUCUCAGGGCUACUUCUAUGUUGGAAACAAGGAUGGAGAAAUCCAUGCUUGGGGUCUAGACAGAGGUAACUUCCUCCACAGCUUCCAGGCUCAUUCCUCAUCAGUGAUAUGUAUCCAAAGCCGGUCAGAGACCUAUACCUUACUAACAGCAGGUGGUGAAGGUGUUGUGAAGGAAUGGAACCUUGCCUUUGGGAACUUGCUGCGGCAGCUGGAUAUUGACAAGAACAUGCAGAGACUGCAGUUCAUUGAUAAUAGCACCUUUUUCUGCCAGACUAACCACACUUUCUCAUUGUAUCACCUGCCCUACUUUUACAGCCUCUUCAAUGUCUGUGGUUCUGCUCCCCAGGAGGUGCGGCGGGUCUGCUGUGGCCAUAAUUGGACUCGGAUCCUAUGUGCCACUAAGGAUGGUCUGUUGCGCUUCUUGUCUCCAGUAACAGGAGAUCUCCUGGUUAUCACUUGGCCUCUACUUAUCAUGGAUAAGGCUGUGGCUUGGGCCUAUGACUCACACAGAGAGGAGCUCUUUGUGGCAACAGAUGGUUCAGAGGUGCUGGUGUUUGAUGCAACACGCUCUCCUUGCACAGCCAAGUAUCUUAUGUGCCCUUCAGUAAACCUUGGGGAUAGAGUCAGAUGCCUGGCCUAUGGGCACUACCAUUUGGGUAAGGGCCUUGUAGGACUGAUGUUCAGUGGGCAUGACAGUGGCACUGUGAGAAUCCUCUCCCACUACAGUUGUGCCCGAGUAGCAAAGAUUCUUCACUCUGGGGCAGUCCUGGCAUUGUCUACCUUGGAGGGUCCCCAGGAGUACUCCUUGCUCUGUUCCUAUGGCAUGGAUAAUAUUGUAUACCUGACAGAAGCUGUGCUUCAGGGGAACAGGGUAGUCCUGCAGCCUGUCAGCCAAAUUCUCUGUGUUUGCCCCCUAAAGCACGUGAUACUCUUGCCAGGUUCUGUGGGUGCCAUCACUGAGAACCACCACUGGCAUCUCUGGAGUUAUCAGGACUUCCUGACAUCUCCAGGAUCAAAGCAGAGAUCUGACUUUAAAGAGACAAAAUGCCUGCACCAAUGUGCCAUCACUUCAUUUGAUGUCUGCCUUUCCCUGAAACUUUUUGUCACCGGGGACGCUGGCGGCUCAGUCCGGAUCUGGGACUUCCGUGGGAAACUCAUAACUGAGUUGGACUCUGCGUUAUAUUUUGGCCCACUCUGCUUUGCCAAUGACCGGGGUGACCUGCUUCUGACUUUCAACCAGAGUCUUUACCUGGUAUCCUGCUUAAAACUGCUCCCUCCAGCCCAGCUGAUUCACCUAACUCUCCUGAACAAUGCAGAUGACAUACAAGAAGCCCCUAAACCCUUCCUGCCUAGCUUCUUCUUUUCAUUCAAAAAAGUAUUUGUACCCAAAUUUGUCUACUUUGGUCAAGGGCCGCAGGAAUUACAGGGGCUAGAGGCUCUUGUUAACAAGCGGAUGAUUGCCUUUGACCAUACUGUGCCCCAUGUUGUGGAGGAAGAGAGGCCUAAGUCCUCUGUGAUGCAGGAGGGACCCACAUUGCAUUUUCUGGAAGAUAAGUAUAUUGAUUUUCCUAUUCUUACUCCUAAACGUGAUCGUCCCCCAUUCGUGGUUCCUCCGCAGUUGCGACUGGCUGGCUGGGAUGGGUUGAAACCUUAUCAGAUAUUAUGGCGUUUCUUUGGUCAAGGGCGGCCUUGGCCCUUUCCUCCAGAUGGCUACAUCCCCAACUCAGUGAUCCGUGCCCGUCUUUGGCCUGAGGGUACCCCCGUCUUCUUGCACUGUGAUCUCCACCUAUCCUACCAAGAUAAGGACUGGGACAUGACUGGACUCAGCAGAAGUCAGGCACUGUCACCUGUGACUUCAAUAAGACAAAAAAUCUCAAAGAGGAAACCAGACCAAAAACCCAUGCCGGGCAAACAAACUUUCUUUGAUAUUCUUGUAAACUUGGCUAGUCAAAAUUGGAUGGGAAGAAAACUGGAUGAAGGACUUAUCAAUACUAUAAUUGAGACCAUCCUCAACCUCACAGUUUACUGUUCUAUAGAGCAAUACAAGACAUACGUAAGUAUCCUGGCACAGAUUUUUGCCUCCCAUCAAGUAUCUCCAAGGUGGCAUUCUGAGACUGCUUGUCGCCUCAUGGAAGACACAAGUCAUUCCAAUCCAGAGGUCCGGGAGACAGCCUGGGAGGGAUUGGAGAAGCUAGGCUUCAUGAGCCGUCUCUUUGCGAUUCCCCUGGCUGUGGGAUUGAUGGACAGUGAUAAAAAUGUGCGGGCUAAGACCUUAUACCUUAUGGUAAGAGUCACAGGCAUCCAAACUAAGAGCAUGCUGAUAGCUCUGCUGAAGAGACGGGACACUCUCCAGGAGAUGCAGGAAGACUUUAUUGGAGAAAUCUCUCUGGACCAGCUUAUGGGAAUUCAAGCUAGUGGUAUCCAGUACCUGCUUACUCAGGUGGAGCAGCGGUUAAAUGAGAACCUGACCUUGUCACACAGAGAGGAGAAACCUCCUUUGGUUUUAGUUAUAUCAAGUGAUCAUGAACCUGAUGAACAAACACUCAGAAUUUGGUCAGAACCUGCAAAGAUCGCCAAACCAGAUCAAAGAAUGACACGUGUUACAGCAAAGAGCAAAAAUCUCAGUAUGUAUGGGCAGUUUAUUGAACUAGGUGUGUCAGAGGAUCUCACUCGGGACCUCUGUGUUUUUCUCAAUUACUUUUCUCCCAAUAUCUCUGCAGUUAAAAAGGACAUGAAAGUUUCCAGGAAGCAGGGAGAGACAGAAUUGAGCCCUGUGUUGGUGACUUUAGAGCAUGAAGAUGAACAGAGAGAAGCCAAGGAAUCAGAUCAAAUUGACAUUCAGGAUGUUGCCUCAGAGCCAGACCUGUCGCUAAGUACUUUCAGCCCAGUCACAUCCAAAGUGGAUACUGAAUCAAAGGAGGUUGUGUUGGAGGCCACAAAAGUCACAGAACCCACAAAAGCCUUGGAGAUCAAAAAAGCAGUGAAGGCCAGAGAGGCAGUGGAGGCCAUGGGAGUUACAAAGGCCAUAGAUCAACAGGACAUGAGAGAUUAUGGAAAAGUGAUCCCUAAGGCAGAGAGACAAGAAAACCUGAAAAGGCUUUGGGAAAGAGCAAUGGAAAAAACCCACCACAAAGUAAGUGUGAAGUUGAAAGAGAAGAGAAAAUUGAAGGAAAUUCCAGAAACAAUUGCAGAAGAGCCCAAGAAAGAGGUUAUCCAGGUUGCUGAGCAAGAAGAAGAUGCAACGAAGGUAUUUAGAAAGGCUGGUCAUGGUUUGUCUGGGAUGCCUGGCCGCACGACCAAAUCAGAAACCAGAUCUUGGCGGGAUGACAUUUGCAAUCUUGUGACCUCAAGGAUAGCAAGUUCCAAUCCAGGAAUGUUAAGAGAUCUGAGUCAAGAGUUGGUGAACUGGGCUCAGGCAAUACUUGCUCCCCAAGAGCCCAGCUGGGAUCUCUUCCAGGAGAUUUGUCCUCUUUUAAAGGACUCUUCAGAACUGGAUGACAUAGAGAUGGAAGAAAUACCUGUUGUAACAGAAGUGGUUACAGAGGUUGUCAAGGAAGAAAAGACAGUAGGACCCGGAGAACAAGAAGAACAAAGAGCUAAAAAAAUGUUAAAGAAAGGCAAGGUGUCUUCUAAAGUCAAGAAAAAGAAAGUUGCUUACUUAGAUGAUGACCAAGUAUCAGACAAAAUGAGAUUCCAAAAAGUAAAGACACUAGCUAUGCAAAAAGGGAAAAUAAUUGGGGAAGCAAGAAAACUGAGUAAGCAGGAUUUGAAAUUAAUGCAGGGAAAAGAGAAACUGACCAAGGACAAGAAAUCGAUCCUUCAAAAAGAAAAAAGAGCUGAGGAGGAAGAAAUAUCACCCAUCUCACAAAAGAAGUUAACCAAGGCAGAGCAGAAGACAUGGUACUGGGAGAAGGGUACGGUGGACCACAAAGAAGGUAGGCAGGCCCAGGAAGAGGAGCUGAUGGAGGAAGAGGAGGAGCUGAUGGAGGAAGAGGAGGAGCUGAGCAAGGAAGAGGAGGAGUUGAGUGAGGAAGAUGAAGAGCUGAGAAAGGAAUUGGAGGUGCUGGGUGAGGAACUGGAGAAGAUGAUUGUGGCACUGGGGGAGCUCAAUGAGGAACUGGAGGAGCUGGGUGAGGAAGAGGAGGCGCUGGCCCAGGAGAAGGAGGAAAUAAUCCAGAACCUAGAGAAACAUAUUGAAAAAAUGAUGAAAAACUAUCGCAAAAUAAAGAAACAAAUGGGGGAAAUGGAGAAACAUGAUGAGGAAGAGGCCUGGGAAAGGGAAAAAUUGGCCCAGGAAGAGGAACAUUUGUCUAAAGAAGAGGAAAGACUGUCUGGGAAAGAGGGAAAACGGACAUUAAAAAGACACAGCUUGGUAAAGCAAGAGAUGAAAUUGAUCCGAGAAAAAAAGAAAUCAUUCAUGAUUGAGAAGAAAGAGGCCCAUAAAAAGAAACAAAUCCAAGAAAAGGAAAAGCAAGUUGAGAAACCGGAGAAAGUAGAUCAGAAGGAGAGACAGGCUAAGGAAAAGGAGGAAGAUGCCAAGGACAAACAAUUAGCCAGGAAAAGACAGAAACUAAGCCAAAAAGAGGAGGAAAUGUUUGGAGAAAAGGAGAAACUGUCACAACAAGAAGUUAAACAGAUCCAGAAAAGGGCAAGCAAAGCUUGGAAAAAGGAGGGAGGGGCCCAGAAAGUGCAGAAAAUAACCAAGAAAAAGAGACGACAGAUCUCAGGGAAAAAAGUGGACCUAGGAGAGAAGGGAGAGGCCAGGGAAAUGGAGAAACUGUCACUGACAGAAGAGAGACAGGCCCAGGAAGGAAAGAGACAGGAUCAGAAAAAGGAAAAACUGACUCCAAAAGCAGCUGAGGAAAAAACCCAAUUAGAAGAGAAGCAUAUUGCCGAGAAAGAAAGGACAAUAGCCAGGGAAGGAAUUGGUGUAACUAAGAGAAAGAAAAAAGCAACUCAAGAAGAGAAAGAAACUAUUGAAGAAGGGGGGAAACUGGCCUAUGACGUUAGGGCCAAGGAGAUGGGUGUUGCUAAGGAAGAAAAGAAAAGAAUUCAAGAGGAGAAUAUACAGGAAAUGAGGAAACUGGAUAUGGGGAUGGGGAUUAGUUCUGAAGGAAGAGAGACUAGUUCCAGAGAAAAAGAUAUAAGGAAGAAAGAGAGUCACCUGAUGCAGAUCCUGGCUAAAAUAAUUAGAGAAAUGAAUAGAGUGCCAUUGCAAGAAACAGGAAUACCUGAGGAAGAUCAACUGUUUUCUAUGGAAAUGAGUGAAACUGAUGGCCAGAGGUGGGAAUUUUCUAAAGAACCAGAGGAAAUAACCAGAGAAGAGAAGCAGCUGGUUCAGAAAGAGAGAAAACUAGAAGACGACAGACUAGCUACUGAAGAGAGAAUACUGACCAAUGAAGAGAGCUUGGAGGAAGACCAAAGGUUAUUAGAGAAGGUCCAGGAAAAUAUACUAUUAGAUAAAACCCAGGUAGACACUAUGUUAAAGGAGGCCCAGCAGCAAAAUCUGUUAGGAAAAAAGCAGCUGAAGAAGCUUCUAAAGAUAAUCAAGGAGAAGAAACCAGAAAAGACCCAGAAGAAGGAAAAGAAAGUAAGCCUGAGUGAAGAGGAAUUAGAGGACAGCUUGGCUGGGAAGCAUAAGAAAAAGAGUUUAACUCAAAUAAGGAAAAAGGAAAAGAAACUGACUCAGGAGAAAGAGAAGCUCGAUAAGAAGGUAAAAGAGGGCCCACAUGAGGAAGAGAUGGAGCCCUUCAGCAAGGAGGAAGGUGGGGCCCCACACAUGGAAAAGGAGGAGGAGGACUUUAGUGAGGAGGAGAGCCGAAGUGAGGAAGAGAGUCUGAGUGAAGAGGAAGAGAGCCUGAGUGAGGAGGAGAGUCUGAGUGAGGAGGAAGAAAGCCUGAGUGAGGAGGAGAGUCUGAGUGAAGAGGAAGAGAGCCUGAGUGAGGAGGAGAGUCUGAGUGAGAAGGAAAAGGAGGGCCUGAGUGAAGAAGAGGAGAGCCUGAGUGAGGAGGAAGAGGGCUUGAGUGAGAAGGAGAAGAGUCUGAGUGAAAAAGAGAAGAGUCUGAGUAAGAAAGAGAAGGCUCUGCAUGAGAAGGAGAAGAGUCUGAGUGAGAAAGAGGAGGAAGAAGAAAAAAUGGAGAAGACAGAGAAAAAAGAGGAGGAAAAGAAGGCAAGACAGAAGGAUGAGGAGAGUAUGAGUAAAGAGAAGGAACAGCCAAGAAGACUUACAGAGGCAAUGCUCCCAGUAAAGCAGAGAGUAUGGAAAACAGAGCUCCCAAAGGAAGGAGUGAACUUAUCGAAGCCAGCAACAGUAAGUGAGGUUCUUGCUGAGAAAAGGGAAGACACAGCUAAAGGAGAAAUGGCUCCUAAAAAAGACAGAUUGUUUUAUGGACAGGUAAGUCCCCCAGUUAGGGAUAAGACUAUGUGGCCAACAAUUAUGAAGAGCCCCCUCAAAACACCAUUUCCUGUAGCCCUGGGAAAAGAAAAGGGAAUGCCCCUCAAAGUGUUAGGGCAUCAUUUUGAUGUGGAAGAACAGGAAAGUCAACUUCUUAAAGCACAUCCCGUGACAACGUCAUGGGGAAGACAAGAGGAUGUGCUCUUGGAGAAAGGCAGGGGCAUGUUUUUACAAGUCAUGGGAAUGGAGACCCAGACCCCAAAAGGCCUCCACAAGCCAAAGUCCCCCUUACUUGAAAUUAUCAGAGAAUCACAGAAACCUAAACGCAGGCCCAAAGAUGGCACGUGGAAGUGGCUCUUAAAAUCUCAGGAUUCUCAAAAGGGCAAGACUGAGGGCCAGGCCCCUGCCCCUGCCCCAACCCCAACCACAGCCCUGUACCCAUCCCUUACCUCUAUGCCAGCUAAAACGCUUGAUUCCCCAGAUGAGGACUGGAUUAGUAAUGUCUUAAUAAGACUGGAAGCAGGAGAAGAACUUUCAAGGGACAGUUUCCAUAGACUGAGCCAACUCCUCAAGCAUCUCACUUCAAAGGGAUAUUUGAAACAGACACAUCUGUACAGUCUUAAAGCUGUGGCUAAACGCCUCCAGCAGAACCUACAGGCAGGUCACAGAGAUAUAUCACGAUGCUAUAAAGAUGCUUUGAGCCCAGUAUACAUGAAAGCGAUCCCUCCAAUCAGAAGGAAAGAAAUGGAGAGCUGGGGAGAGCCAUUCCCUAUCCAUGAGCCAGUGUUACUGUCAGCUACUAACAGGACUCAGACCACACAGGAUCUCAGCUGGCAUCCCUCAGCUGAGUCCUAUAGGAAGGAGCAGGUACAGCAGUUAUCCACUGCUGUCAAGAAGUUAAAGCACCUUUAUCAAACCAGAAAGGAUGUUCCUACAGCCUUCUAUCCCUCUGUGGAUAAAGAGUCCUUGGACAUCCGAGCCUUGGGGAGAAGAAGUGAGCUCCCCACAUUUCACAAGGCAAAGUCCCGGCCCAUCCCUACACCAGCGUUACCAUCAAUGACCUACAGGGUUCCAGAUCCAAAGGCUCUAACUUGGCUUCUUUUAGGAGAGCCUUACAGGAGUGCACGGGCACGGCAGUUAUCCCAUGUUCUCCAAGAGAUGGGAAUGCAACACUUUCAUCCUGCCACAAGAGAUAUUUUCUCAGGUGCCCAUGCUUCUGUGGGAAAACAAACUCUGGCACUGAUGUUUCAGAACGAUCUCAGGGCUCUGAAGGGUGAAGGUAGGGCCCUCAAGCUGCCCCAGCUGGAAAAGAAGGCACAGCCUGUCUCUAAAGACAAGGAAGAGCUCCCCCAAUGGGAGACGUUUGUGGCCUUGUACCAUGUUCUGCGGAUGUUGCAGAAGCGAUAUGCGAGAGACAGUGCUGCAUGGAUGGAACAGUUCAAACGUCUCAUGGACUUGUACCAGCUCAAGUCCCCCCGAAUCCAGAGGCUGCUACUGGAGUUGCUGCAGAGAAAGAAACUCCAACCACAACACACCAUCUACGAAGACGCUGCAAGGAUCAAGGAGUUGGUGCCUGGUGAACGGUUACUCUCUGACCUGUUGUGUGGUAGUUCUCGUACCCCUGCAGGUCCCCUUGAGUUCCAGAAUGUUGUACCCUUGCCUGGGCAGAACAGAGUGCAUACUAUUCAACCCACAGGCAUUGCCCAGUAUGGAUUCUUAGAACUUGCCUGGAAAAGGCUACCAAAAGUCAAUCCUUACCGUAGGGACAGGCUGCCCAACAUCCCUACCCCCACUCUCUGA